AUGCCAAGUCUGAUUUCUUUCAAGAGCUAUGGUAGUCUGAUAAACCCAUCCACAUCAGUGUUAAAGACCGUAAAAGUAGCUGACAGUCGUCUCCGUCUUUUGGCAGCCAAGUGGAGUAAUUUGCCAGAAAAAGCACUGGAAACAUUGCAACGGGACGUGCUACAAGAAGUGAAGCCAAGUGCUUUUCAGUCACUGCAACAACACUCCCAAGACACUCACGUACUGGACAAAGAUCUUCGUGACGACCACAUGACCAUCCUCGUAAAGAAAAUCACGGAUUUGUACAGCAAGAUAUUUCUUCACCAGUUCUCGAAAGUCUAUUCAGAACGAAUUGUCAGGCAAGAGGCACCAUCAAAACGGCAAAAGCUAAAUAAAUUCAUUCUUUUUGGAAACGACUAG
This is a messenger RNA of Paramuricea clavata, 399 nucleotides long. The record is from the annotation of a GenBank genome assembly. NCBI's taxonomy places the organism in Eukaryota, Metazoa, Cnidaria, Anthozoa, Malacalcyonacea, Plexauridae.